Messenger RNA from Diaporthe amygdali, 357 nucleotides. RefSeq lists its product as uncharacterized. The record is from RefSeq and is a predicted model, not a curated record. The coding region runs from base 1 to 357 and encodes 118 amino acids. Lineage: Eukaryota; Fungi; Ascomycota; Sordariomycetes; Diaporthales; Diaporthaceae. The transcript is spliced from 2 exons.
AUGGGCCUCAGGUGCCGGACGGCCACCACGUCAGAUUCGAUUAUCGGACAGGCCGUUGGCGAUCUAGGGAUCGGCCCAGCCCAAGCUGCAGUUCUUAGCCUUGACUCGGGUGCCCCGUCCCCGUGGGGUGAGCAACGACAGAACCGACCCGUACCACUGGGCGGUGGCAAGUUUGGUCCUGGCCUCGUGACUGGGUCCUUUCUCCAACGAGGCCUGAGCAUCCCCAGAUUCGAAACGUGGAGCCCCAUCCUCGCGUUCAUGUGCCAGGGAAGUGCUGUCAAGCUUUCGGCCCUACACAUUGGCGACCCCGGCUCUGCUUGGGGUUCCCCCAGGGUGGGAAUUCACCAGAUUGGUUGA